This is a messenger RNA of Saprolegnia parasitica CBS 223.65, 1819 nucleotides long. RefSeq lists its product as hypothetical. Lineage: Eukaryota; Oomycota; Saprolegniomycetes; Saprolegniales; Saprolegniaceae. The transcript has 4 exons. The record is from RefSeq and is a predicted model, not a curated record. Bases 44 to 1285 code for a protein of 413 amino acids.
GCCGACUUAUUUUCUGCCGAAACCCCAUUCCUAAAGAAGCCCGAUGCCCAUUACGACGCUCAAGCUCCUGCACAAGGAGGCGCAGGACAUGCGCCGGGUCAAGGUCGCCGACCUCCGCGAUAUGGUCGGCCGCGCCUCCUCGACGGACCUCUUCACCUUCGGCGAGCUCCAGAAGUACGCGCUGGACAUUGCUUUCCCAGCGCUGCAGCACGCCGAAGUCUUCUUCUACUACCUCGACGACGAAGGCGAGCAAGUGCGCAUCACGAACGACGCCGAGCUCAAGGAAGGUAUCCGCCUCAUGGAGACGGAAGGCGACAUCUUCAAGAUGGUCGUCUCGGGUAAGCGCCAAGUCGUCGACCAAGAUGCCACUGUCUCGUUCGACUCGGAGUGCUCGAUGGCCCUCUUUGUCGACUUGAGCCGCCUCCUCGACAAGUGGGAGUGCUCAAACGACCAAGUGCCCAUGAAGAAGGACAUGACGACGCUAUUGCAUGUACCAGGCGUGCAGGGUGCCAUGAUUGACAUGUUGGCUGAUGCCAAGUACGCGUCGUACUUUGAGAACGUGUCGACGGUCAUCAAGGAAGGAGGGUCGGUCGUUGAAGGCGUUGCCUCGAUGUUUGCCGGUGGCCAGCUUCAAGACAUGGCUACGGCCCUCAUGGAGAAGUGCCCGGACAUCAAGGACCUCCUCGAAAGCAUCAUGCAUGCGAUCCAGGUGCAAGUGCACGCGCACCAGCAAGCAAAGCAUGCAUCGAGUGUCUCGCAGACGCUGCCGCCUCUUCCCGAAGAUCCAUCGCUCGUCCACCAGCUCUUGGAGUUUGUCACGGGCAAGUUUUUCACGGAUUUAUGGUCGCUCUCGAGCGAUCAGGCCGGCGAAGUCAUGUUCAACUGCGGCGUCAGCAGCGAGCAGAUCCAGGCGCUCUCGCGCGAGAGUCGCAUCCGCUGGAUCGCAGAGACCAUCAUCCACAUCCAGGCGAUGAACCAAGCGCGGAAGGAGCAGAAGGAGCUUGCCGAGAAGGCUGCGCAGGAAGCAGCGCUCUCGAGCAGCAACCACGGCAUCAUGGACGCGGACGACGUCGACUCGAAGCCAUCGGUGGCCUUUAUGGGCGACGUGAGCUUCCCGACGGCUCGACCGUGCGCGCCGGCGACUCGUUUGUCAAGACGUGGCGUCUUAAGAACGAUGGCGAGACGCGCUGGCCGGCUAAGACGGAGCUCGUGUGCGUCGGUGGGGACCACUUGCAGACUGAGUCGGGUCCGAUCUCAAUUCCGAUCUUGCCGCCCGGCAAGAUGAUUGAUGUUUCGGUCGACAUGCAGGCGCCGUCCAAGCCCGCGCGCUACACGGGGUACUGGCGCCUCUCAACGGCCGACGGCAAGCGCUUUGGGCAGCGGUUCUGGAUUGACAUUUUGGUCGUUGGCAACAAGACGACGACCCACGACGUGAAGCCCGCGGCCUCGAAUGAGGUCGUGCUCCCUGCGGCGGCUCCGCAGGUUGUCGCUGCGGCGGCGCCCCAAACCGUUUUUGCGGUGGCGCCGCCCCAGGUGGCUGUGGCGGCCCCCGGAGUCGUGUCGCAAGCGCCUCUGGCCCCAGUGGUUGUGCCGGCGCCGGCCGUGCAAGCGACGCCGUUUGCGAAGGAACUCGAAGCCUUGGAAAGCAUGGGCUUUUCGGACCGCGCGACCAACACGCGGCUCCUUUCGCAGUACAAUGGAGACGUGUCGAUGGCGCUGAACCACCUUCUCAACUAGGACUCUUCACCGUGCAUGUAUAACCCUCUUCGCUAAUUAAAAUGCCAAAAAUUGACGCCUUGGACAAGCCCAAGCGACUGGA